UUAUACCAAGCGGAUUGGAAUCAAUUUGCGAGACUAGCCAGAGAAUAGUCACAAUCCACCAUAACUCCGAAACAUUUGUGUCCCUGAUGAUAUACGUAACCAUAAAUUCCUUGCACGACCAGGACGGAAGUAGCGUUAAACUGGGCGGUCUUGAAACCCACAUUGAAUCUCGAUCAUACCCACAUUGAAUCAGGAUUCCAGAGGCCAACUCUCUCAGCAGGCUAGCUUCCGUCCCUACAGUGGAAGAAAUCCGUAGCAUCAUCAGGAACAUGGGAAGCUUGAAAGCGCCUGGUAAAGAUGGUUUCCAUGCCAUCUUUUACAAACGCUGCUGGAAUACCAUUCAAGCCGAGCUCCGGGACUUUAUAGCUAGAUGUUUCCAGGAACCCGAGUCUAUCAGAAGGUGCAACUCAACACUGCUCACUUUGUUGCCUAAGGUGGACAGCCCGAGUAAUAUGUCUCAAUUCAGACCUAUUGGGCUAUGUAAUGUCAGCUACAAGAUCGUUGCGAAAUGCCUGGCUGACCGCCUUAAGUUGCUGAUGCCGGAUUUAGUUGAUGAGAACCAAACCAGCUUCGUUCCCAAACGCCACAUAACCAGCAACAUCAUCAUCCUGCAAGAGAUCAUCCACACUAUGAACCAAUUGAAGGGUGUGAAGGGCUUGAUGGUGCUGAAAAUAGAUUUGGCUAAGGCAUACGACAGGAUUAGUUGGAGCUUCCUCCGGUCUACCCUCGAAGCUGCAGGUUUUCCCCAGGAAUUCAUAUCUCUUGUCAUGGCCUGUGUCACGACAGCCAGUUUCCAGGUCCUGUGGAAUGGUAGCUGCACCGAGGAGUUCAAACCAACUCGUGGUCUCAGACAGGGAUGUCCUCUCUCCCCAUAUCUUUUUACUUUAUGCAUGGAACGUCUAAAUCAUAAUAUUAAAAAAUCUGUGGAGUGUGGUAAAUGGAAACCGAUCUGCUUAUCUAAAAAUGGACCACCCCUAACCCAUUUAUUCUUUGCAGAUGAUCUUGUACUCCUAGCCGAGGCGGAUGCCAAUCAAGCCAGGGUGGUGAUGAGUUGCUUGGAUCAAUUUUGUUCAGCGUCUGGGGAAAAAGUCAGCAAAGAGAAGUCGCGAGUCUAUUUCUCAAGGAAUACUAAGGAAAAAACCAAGAACAGGCUAAGUGGCCUAAUGGGGAUCCCACGUACUUCCAAUCUAGGCAAGUAUUUGGGUGUACCAGUUAUCCACGGGCGCGUAACGAAGGAAACCUACAAGUAUAUCCUCGAGAAUAUAGAUAGAAGGCUUGCGAGCUGGAAAACCAAAAGCCUGUCGCUAGCAGGAAGGGUUACAUUGGCUACUUCGGUACUCAAUGCGCUCCCGAACUACACCAUGCAAACUGCCGUCUUGCCCUGCAAUGUCUGUGAUCAGAUCGAUAAGAAGAUCAGAGGGUUUGUUUGGGGAAGAGAUAAUGGCAAGGAUAAGGCACACCUUGUCACAUGGGAGACAGUCUGCAAGUCUAAAGAAGAGGGUGGCCUUGGCCUUCGCUCAGCUAGAGCUCUGAACUUGGCAUACCUAAUGAAGCUGGGUUGGCAAUUCCUGAACAACGACGAGAGUCUCUGGGUCAGGGUACUUCAUGCAAAAUACGUUAAGCAGAACGAUGAUGGCAGCGUGGCAUUCCGCCAGCAGCGGGUCUCUCGGCUCUGGAAGGGGAUCAAGGAUGCCCUACCUCUUCUGAAACAGAACACCAUCUGGGACAUUAGGGAUGGUAGAAGCGUCAACUUCUGGAAAGACCAUUGGAUUUCGGCUGGCCUGGCGUUGAAGGACCAUGUUGUCACCAAUGAACACACCAUCGAGUGGGACAGCUCAGUUGCGGAGAUGGUGGAUUCAUCAGGUGAGUGGAAUUGGGGAACUAUCAAAAAUCACCUCCCUGACACGUUUCUUUCUCUUCUUGCAGGUACUGAUACCCCCCUCCAAGAAGCAGGGGAUGACACAAUUAUAUGGGGACAAGAUAGUGACGGCAGAUUUCGAAUUGGUAGUGCGUACAAGGUGGCGGUGGAAUGGCUGCAGGAAAAUAACCAUGGAGAUGCUGCUGAGGGCAACCACACCAAGUGGAUGAGCGCCUGGAAAUGGCCAGGACCAAAUCGAUUAAGACAUUUCCUCUGGCUCUGCCUACAUAAUCGCCUCAUGACAAAUAGCGAGAGAAAGCGGAGGAAUUUUGGUGACAGCGACACAUGCGAGUUCUGCAAGUCAGGACCAGAAACGACAGAGCACGUCAUCAGAAUCUGCCCCUUGGCAGCUCAGGUAUGGCAACGCCUUGGCUUAAUAGAGACCCCCCUUACACACGGUUUGAACUUUGCAGGUUGGAUGGCGACCAAUUUGAAGAAAGAAGGGACAAACCUGUUGUUUGGAGUGACGGCCUGGUUCCUGUGGAGAAGAAGGAACGAUUGGAUCUUUGAGAAGAAAUUUCAAGAAUCGGAGAUCCUGGUGCAUCGGAUCCGAGCGUGGGCUGCAGUUAUCAAGCAAGCACAAGACAAUAAUCGGAAGCUUCUCGUCGACACGACGGGGGACAAAACAAGACAAGAACUGGCAUGGCAACCACCACCUGCAGAUUGGAUCGUUAUCAACUCUGACGGGUCUGUCAAACACCCAAACUUGGCGGCAGCUGCAGGUGGCUUGCUCCGCAAUCAUCUUGGCCGAUGUGUAGGAGCCUUCGUCACCAACUUAGGAAGCUGCUCCAUCACAAGGGCGGAGAUCGUCGGGGCGCUCACUGGACUCCAACUCGCUUGGGAUCAAGGUCACAGGAAGGUACUCAUCCACAUUGAUUCUACUGCAGCGCUGGCCAUUUUAACAGGAAAGGAUCGAGAUAGCAGGCGGUAUCACAACCUCACUAGGCGUUUUCAGAACCUGCUACAGCGUAACUGGGAGGUUCAUCUAUCCCACUCUUACCGCGAAUGCAACAAAGCGGCAGACUACUUAGCUAAUAAAGCCCAUGGGUUUAGCCUUGGCACUCAUUCUUUCGAUAUUUCGGACUCGGGCCUCAAGUUUUGGAUCUUGUAUGACACUAUGGGGAUUACCCAGGAUCGGUUAAUUUAAUUUCAGGCAGGGGCGCCCUUUAGCGUCCCUCUUUCUACAAAAAAAAAAAGAGUACGUAGUUGAAAAUGAGAAGUUAUAGCUAUAACACCUCAUAUGCAUUGAGAGCAUAAUUAGAAUUCUGCAAUCCCUCGACCAUUAUUAGUGGAUUGCUUAGCUCAUAAAGACCAUUUUUCCAC
Messenger RNA from Linum trigynum, 3241 nucleotides. The record is from the annotation of a GenBank genome assembly. Lineage: Eukaryota; Viridiplantae; Streptophyta; Magnoliopsida; Malpighiales; Linaceae.